UUCCUUGUUAGACCAAAGAGAACCCUGUACAGUAAGAAAUAUGGCGUGGACCUCAUCAGAUACACUCAUGCAGCAAACACAGUCGUUUACAGCUCUAACAAAAUAGACGAUACUAUUCGUUACCUGUCCUUGCAUGACAACAAAUACAUCAGAUACUUUCCUGGACAUAGCAAAAGGGUGGUGGCUUUGUCCAUGUCACCUGUGGAUGACACUUUCAUUUCUGGGUCUCUUGAUAAAACCAUUCGACUCUGGGAUCUCCGAUCUCCUAACUGCCAGGGUCUCAUGCAUCUACAGGGCAAGCCGGUUUGUUCUUUUGAUCCAGAAGGAUUAAUUUUUGCUGCAGGUGUCAACUCUGAAAUGGUCAAACUUUAUGAUCUUCGCUCUUUUGAUAAGGGUCCGUUUGCAACUUUUAAGAUGCAAUACGAUCGGACUUGUGAAUGGACAGGACUUAAGUUCAGCAAUGAUGGUAAACUCAUCCUCAUUUCCACCAAUGGCAGCUUCAUUCGUCUCAUCGAUGCAUUCAAGGGAGUGGUGAUGCAUACAUUUGGGGGUUAUGCCAACAGUAAAGCUGUCACACUGGAGGCCUCGUUUACUCCAGACUCCCAGUUCAUUAUGAUUGGUUCAGAAGAUGGCAAGAUCCAUGUCUGGAAUGGAGAGAGCGGGAUAAAAGUAGCUGUGUUGGAUGGCAAACACACAGGCCCCAUUACCUGUUUGCAGUUCAACCCCAAGUUUAUGACCUUUGCCAGCGCAUGUUCCAACAUGGCCUUCUGGUUGCCCACCAUUGAUGACUGACCCUCAUGCUGCUCAGCUGUUUUCUGUACAGUGAGGGUGGACAGCAGGAAAAAACUUAAGAGAGGACUACGAUAAUAGUGGGAUUGAAUCAUUUGACUGGGCUGGAGAACAUCCUUCCACAUGGCCUUCCUAAGGAUGUGCUGUACAUCUGCUCAAAAGAAAACAAAUUGCUUUGCUGAGCUUCUUCAAAAGGACUCUUGGUGUGGCAGAUUCAAUUGGGACUUGGAUUUUCCAGCUGUCACUGCACUGAGCUCCUCCGGAGGAGUGACCAGACUCAUGAUUAGGGUAUGGUGGGGCCCACAAGAUGCCUCCAAUUUUGAAUGUAUUUGCUGAUGAGGAGUCGGUAAAGUUGUCAAUUCGCACAUCCCUUCUCCCACCCCCGUAAAUGCAUGGGAAGCCGCAGUUCUGGUUGCUAGAUGCUAGGGCAGCUCAGUGCCCCUUGUCCUCACCCUGCAUGUCUUGUUACUGGGUCUCCCUGUGUCGUUGUGGCAUUAUUCCACAGCCAUCAUGUUACUUAGGUGCCAAAUAUUUACAGAAAAAAAGUCUCCAUGUAUCUUAGGGUCAGAAAGGGACAGGUACAGAAGGACCUUGCUUGCCAGGAAGCCCUGCAAAUUAGUCGUGUGAGGGUGGGUGAUUUGGGGGUGGGUGAUUUGGGUAUGCCACAGGCUCUGGGUGUUGGGCGGAAAGAAGGCCAAGAGCCUGAAAGGGAGGGAAAGGAGGGGUAGCAAGUGAGUUCCUAGGGCCGGGAGGUUUAGAAGCAGCCUGGUGUGGUCCCCCAUCAUCAAAACAAACCUGCGGUCCUUCUGGGUGCCUGCCAAGCUUGGUUGUAUACAAAAGUAAGGUGGGCAUCUAUUUUUGUACAUGAGCUACAUCGCGCUUUCCUGUGGGCCAGUAUUGUGGAGUGAGUCUGAGUUGUUUACACUGAUGCCUUCCCUGCCCACCACAAAUUGUGUACAUAGUCUCCAAAUGAUACCACCCCUUUCCCAGCUCCCAACUAAGAGCUGGCUCCAGGCCUGUGUUAUAUGUUCUAUUUAGCCUUUUUAUAUAUGACUUGGGAUUUCUGUUUGUAUUUUAGCACAGUGUGUGUACACCUUCAUUUAAAUAUAUCGUGUGUGCAUACAUAUAUACGUAUAUGUAUGUAUGCAUAUCUAUCUAUCUAUAUAUAUAUAUUUAAAAAGUAUCAGUUCAGCUGAAGGAGAUGGAGUCCUGCGCCCUGGGAGAAAAACUGCAUCCUUGCUAAUAGUGUUUGCUACAAGUGUUAGUGAGUCUUCCCUAUUACCUUUUUCCCUUUGGGAGACUGAACAAAAGCAAAGCUUUCAAGUGUUUGCUGUCCCCAUGGCAGCUAAGCGAGGGUCUUGGAAUGACUCCCCUGUGUUCUUCAAGCCACACUUUGGGGCAUUCUCUGCAGUAUUAGCCCCCUUUUUGCCUGGUGAUGCUCUGUCUGCGCCUGUCUGUGUGUGACAGUCACUUUUGCAUGCCUUUUGUGUCUGAUUCCCAGCAUUUGGGGACAGGAUGCUGGAACCAGAGCAUUUUCAGCUUGUCUGAGGCUUCUUUGCCAAUUACAGGUCACUCCUGUUUACCUGGUAAUGUCUGCUUCCUUGCUUCUUUUCCUUGCCUUCUCUUGGGGGAGGGAGGGUUCCUGAUUGGGACUGAGGUGAGCUGUGGCUAGCUCAGAGCCUUUUCUUCCCCUGCAUGGCUUCUUAGAGCAGGACAAGUGGCAUGUUAUCUCACUAAGUUCUCAAACAUUUAAGCAAGUAACACAUUCCUUGCAGAUCCAGAAACAGGCUCAACAAGGUUAUGUAUGACUUGCCGAAGAGUAGCCACUGGGGAGGAAGCAAAAGCCAUUAUUGCCUCUGUUCAGCAGCAAGAAUAGGCUGUGAAUUGCUAGCAUUUACCGUUUUGUUUGGCCUUUUUAGCAUUUACUUUUUGACUUGUUCCUCAAACUUAAGGGCAAGGGGCAUACAUCUUCCCCAAACAUAGACUGGAGUCUGCAGCUUCUGCAGUGCCACACUGUAUAGCUCUGCAUUCUCAGUAGAGGGACUUUUAGAAACCAGCUGAUUUGAGCUAUUACUGUCCACCCCAGCUUUCCAGGGUAGAAAAUUCACGGUAGGAAUAACUGUUCAGAGAGAGUACCUGGAACUGUGGGUUAACAAGAAAGACUGUCUAAUUCACGUAUCUGCAACCAGAGCAGCCACCAAGCAUGACUUGUCUAUUAGCAGGAAAAUGUAUUGAGUUCCUUUGUGGCCAGAGCUGAGGCACUGUGUCCUUUGAAAAUAUAUACUGCACAGCUUCUAUUUAUGGGGACCUGUGGCUGCAGAGCUAGCUCCUGAGAUGGAAGAAAAGGGAAAGACGCAGCUGGACGUGAUUGAAGAUGAUGUGGGAAUAAGGUAGAAUUAAGGGAAAAAAGAGUGUGGGUCAGAGAGGCUGAGGAGGACUGGGCUGCAAGGACACUCAGUGGGAGCCAGAGGUGCUUAAGCUCUCCUGGGAGUGGGGGGCAUAGCACGCUCUCAAGAGUCAGGGCCAAAGCCACUGAUUAAUAUAUGACAGUGACGCUGCACUGCUCAACCACCAGCCAGUGGGAUUUUUUUUUAGGAAAAAACUCCCCGUUGCAAUCAUAAUUAAUGCUUAUUAAGAAAAAUCUGAGAAUUUUAAAAAGAAUCACCCAAAUGUUUGCCACCCAAAUGUUACCACUGUUAAUCUUUUGGUGUUAAAUGUUCCUCUAGACAUUUCUGUGCAUAGAUUCUUGGUGUGUUUACAUAGUUGUUACUCUACUGUAUAUACAAUUUUAUGUCCCUUUUGUACUUAACAUAUAAACAUUUUUUCCAUGUUAUCUGUCUUAAA
This is a messenger RNA of Vicugna pacos (alpaca), 3633 nucleotides long. The record is from RefSeq and is a predicted model, not a curated record. Lineage: Eukaryota; Metazoa; Chordata; Mammalia; Artiodactyla; Camelidae.